AUGAGUAAUCAAGGCUAUGCAUUCGGCAAGAAUCGACCUCAAAACCAAGGGCCGCAUGAGAUAUUGUACACACCGGAAGAUCUACCUAAAAAUGAUUAUCAGUCGGAUGGCGAAGACAUGUUGUUAUCAGUAAGAUUUACUGUUUUUGCACGUUUUGUGGCUUUAUAUGGCUUCUUCUUUAGCAUUUUUGGGUGGUUUUGUUGCUUUGUGAGGUGUUUUAUUGGCUUUUCGAUGUGUUUUUAUGGCUUUGUGUGGUGUUUUUAUUACUUUGUGAAGUGUUUUUGUUGCUUUGUAAGGUGUUCUAGUUGCUUUACAAUGUGUUUUGUUGCUUUUUAAGGGAUGUUAUGGUUUUGUGAGAUGUUUUUAUUGAUUAUUGAGAUAUUCUUGUUGAUUUUGAGGUGUUUCAUUGGCUUUUUGGGGUGUUUUUGUUGCUUUGUGAAGUGUUUUUGUGUUUUGUGAGGUUUUUUAUGGCUUUUUGAGGCAUUUUCAUGGAUUUGGCUUUAUAUUGUAUUUUUUAUGUGUUUUUGACAUUUUUCUUGUGCUUGUUCUACCUGGUGACAAGAUGUUAUUUUUCUUGGACAUGGUUUUGCAGUUUUUUUGUGGUUUUAUUGGUUUUCUAUGUAUUUUUAUUGAUUUAUAGGGUGUUUUGUCUAUUUUCAAAGUUUUUUGUGGUAUGUUUUGGCUUGGUUUUUUGUUUUUCCAGGGCUGUUCUACUAUUUUUAUGAAGUAUAUCUAUUAUUUUUUGAUCUUUUUGUGAUAGACAUGUGAAAAAAAUAAUGGGUUUGUUGUACUAACAAUUGCUUUUUUACAUUUCUUUUUUGUUUUGCUGUUAAUUUGUGAAGUUUUACACUAAUUUACUAACAUGUUUGUUUUGCACUUGCUAACCAUAUUCACGUUUGCUUUGUAAUUUUAUUAUAUUAGGCUGUUCAAAUAAUUAUGAGCUACCUAACUACAAAUUUGGGUUAAUUUUAAAUUUAUCCAUUUAUCUCUCAAAGGGUUUAUACUGACAAGGAAAGGUCCCCACCGUGAAAUGGAUUGGUGAAAAAGUGGUAAAUAGAAGUUGUAGAGCAUAGUCAAAUUAGUAGAAAAACGAAAAAAAAUUUACCCCCCGUGGGGGGUUUUGAGGUACUUUUUUGUGGUCAAAGUUUUACUUUCUUAUUUCCGCUCUCUUGUCUCGGAAAUCAAGAGGAAACUCCGUCGACCGGUUGGUUCGGUGGUUGCGCGCCUGCUUUCGGCUCCGAAGGGCGCGGGUUCGAUCCUGCGCCGUCGGAAGUAUUUUUUGAUCACUUUUUCUAAAUAAAAUUUAAAAAAUAUUUAUAAAUUUUCUUGUAAAAAAUAUAUCUUUUUGUAUCUUAACACAUUUUUACCUAAUUUCUAGCGACUUAUCUACUCGUUAAUCAUUUGUUCAAUUAAAUUAUUCAAGUUUUCAACACUAGUACAAUGUCUGCGCUAUGCAUUAUUAUAUAUUUUAAUCUAAAAAAUCUUGAGUAAUUUAAAAAAAAGAAGAAAAAAAUGUUUUGCAAAAAAAUGCAAAAUUUUUAAAGAUUUUAUUUAUUAUAUUCAGAAAAAACGAUCGAAAAUGCUUUCCGACGCCGCAGGAUCGAACCCGCGCCCUUCGGAGCCGAAAGCAGACGCGCAACCGCCGAGCUAAACGAUCAACGGCGUUCUCUUUUGUUUUCCGAGACAAGAGAGAAAGGGGAAUUAAUAAAAGUAAAACUUUGGCCAAAUAAAAGUACCUCAAAACCCCCCACGGGGGGUAAAUUUUUUAACGUUUUUCUACUAAUUUGACUAUGCUCUAUAACUUGUAUGUACCACUUUUUCACCAAUCCAUUUCACGGUGGGGACCUUUCCUUGUGAGGUGAAAAUUUUAGUUAGGUAGCUCAUAAAAGUUGCUUUGAAAGGUAGCUCAGGAUUUGUUGAACAACCUAAUAUUUGGUUGCCAAAUAUUUUAAAGCUGAUAAACAUAUCAUUCUUCAGGACUUGGACAAGCUUUCCAAACGCUAUCACAUGGAGAAGAAGGAAGAGCGACGCAAGCGACGUUACCAAGAAACCGCAACGUCUGAGCAAUCAGGAUUGGAAGAACGGCCCAAAAGUCGUGGCCAAAAGAAGAAGGAGAAGGCUAGACGGAAGAAGGAGGAAGAAACAAGACAAGCUCAGCUGCUUAUACAACAACAACUUCAGCAACGGGCGCUUCAGCAACUUGCUCUUCAACGGCUCGGCCUUCAGCAGUUCGGACUUCAGCAACCUGGCCUUCAGCAGUUUGGUCUUCAACAAGGUAGUCUUGAACAGCUCAGCCUUCAACAACGUAGCCUUCAACAGCUCGGCCUUCAGCAACGUAGCCUUCCACAACUCCCACCGUUCCAAGGUCUGGCAGGGCAUAAUCUGUAUCAUGCAGCUCUGAAUCAGAACUUUCUUCGCCAACAUGGAUUAGGGAAUGUGAAUCUUCAACGUUACUUUACCGAGAACCGGCAGCAAUUUGUAAACGAAGUCAGUCAACCAGAUGUGGAAAGUGCCGAUGAGUUUCGUCAACGGUUUUUUCAACAACCUCAAGCUCAGAAUGUUGAACAAGGUCAGAGCUUUCAGAAUCUUCAGCAAGGCCAAAGUCUUCAGAAUCAGCAAGCUAGCCUACAGACUCUCCAGCAAGUUCAGGGCCUUCAGAAUCUUCAACAAUUCCAAAGCCUUCUGAAUCCUGGUCAAAGUGAAACGCUUCAAAAUCUCCAGCAAGAUCAGAACCUUCAGAAUCUCCAGCAAGGUCGAAGCCUUCAGAAUCUUCAGCAAGGUCAAAGUCUUCUGAAUCUUCAAUUAGCUCAAAGACUUCAGAAUCUUCAACAAGCUCGGAGCUUACAGAUUCUUCAAGACCAAAGCCUUCAGAAUCCUGGACAAACUGAAACGCUCCAGAACCUUGAGAAAGAUCAAACUCAACUCCAAGCUCAGGGUGAUGAAGUAUCACAGCUGCCAUCGUCGUCAGGCUUGAGUCAGAAUCCAUCAACGUCAUCAUCAGGCUUCAGCCAGUAUCCAUCAACGUCAUCAUUGGAAUUUGGUCAGAACCCAUCAUCUUUAGGUUUUGAUCAGAAUCCUUUGAAGCUAAGCCCAGAUCAAGCUCCAUCAGGCUCAGCCCAAGAGCAGGAUCCAGCAAAUGCAGAAGCAAAAACUUCGUCCACUUUCGAUACAUCGAAGCAAACACUCGAGGAAAAGAUGAUGUAUUUCAAUCAACUUCACGACUCUGACGGCUUCAAUGUCUGUUUCGAAGACGUAUGGGAUGAAGCUGGAGUACCACGCGACAAAUUCGACGAAGCUUUGUAUCGUCGUGCCAUGGCGGAGGUAAUAAGACACCACAAUGAGUAUUUUAAAAGCUUGUCUGAGAAGAAGCCGUUAAAGAAGCGUGACAGUGAAGAAGAAUCUCAGGAAUCUGGCGUGGAAUCUGGAGCGUCUGCUAUUGAGUCUCAAGACGCUGGAGCUGGAACUCAAGAAGCUGGUGCUGGAUCACAAGAAGCUGGUGCUGAAUCUCAAGAAGGCAUUGAUGGGUCACAAGAAGCUGGCGCUGCAUCUCAAGAAGCUGGUUCUGAAUCUCAAAAAGUUGCCGCUGAAUUUCAAAAAUCUCUUUCCGAAGCUCCACAAUCUGCUGAAUCACAAGAAGCUGUCGCUGGAUCCUCAAAAUCAGCUCCCGAGUCCGGACAAUCAAAAUCAGCUCCUCUAUCGCGGAAAUCUUCAAGUUGUAGCGAUGGAUUGCAACUUCAACUACCACGAUACUUUCGUUUCAUGCCGCCAAUCGAUUUCGACUCCAUUAGUAUACCGUACGAACUCGACGACAUUGUCCCGGUCAAAGACUACAUCAUACCGGAACCAUCGGAUUUGACGCCGGAAGAGGAGCAAGCUGAACUCGAGGAAUGGCUACGAGAAAGCCACUUCAUGAGCCUCGGCAUAUCAAGAUUGGUUGGCCGUCGAAUUCCGAAACCAAACCAUUUCCUACUGAUCGAGUAUAAUGAAGCGGUGAAUAAGGUUACUGCAGAAAAACUACGAGAAAAACUAAGAUUGCAGGCGUUGGAAGAAGUUAAUGAAGAAGGUAAUAAUCAUCGCCAAGGUAAAGAAGGCGAUGAAAGGAAAGAAGAAGCGGAAGAAGGUGAAGAAGGAAAUGGUGAAGCUAAAGAAAGUAACGAAGGGAGAGAAGAAACUAACGAAGACAGAGAAGAGAAUGAUGAAGUUAAAGAAGGUGAGGAAAGGAAAGAAAAAGGAAAUAAACACGAAGAAAAGGAAGUAGAAGAGAAGGAAGAUGAGGAAAAAGACGUUGAAAAAGAAGAACAAAGAAAAAAAUUUGCAAAAGAACAAAAAACAGUCCAAAAAGAAGCUGAAAUGAAACAGAAAGAUGAUGAAAAAGAAGGAGAAGAAAAGAAAGAAGCUAUUCAAUCUGGAAAAGAAUCAGAAGAAGGAUUUGGAGAAGACGCUGAAGCUACAGAAUCUGAAGAAAAACUGACAGAAAAAGAUGCAGAAUCAAGUCAAAAGGAUUCAGAAGGCAAGGUGUUAGAAGAAAAGCCUUCAAAAUCAAAAGAAAGGGCUUCAGGAUCAAAAGAAAGAGAUUCAGGAUCAAAAGAAAAGCUUUCAGGAUCUGAAGAAAAGCCUUCAGGUUCAAAAGAAAAGGCUUCAGGUUCAAAAGAAAGAUCUUCAGAAACCCGAGAACAAGCCGAAGAAUCACCCGAUAAUCCAUCAUCAACAUCCGAUCCCUCUUCCGACCUGCAUACUCCAUUAACAAUCAAUGUAGACGAGAAUUUCCUGCGUUUGCCGGUGCAAUCAUCAUCAGAUGACGAUAGAUCGUUGUGGUCCGUAGAUCCAAAGCCAUCAACAUACUAUGAAACACGGCCUGGAAUAUCGAUGGGUCACGCUAUUAAGAAUUCUGGCCCUUUGGUUUUGGUUCAAUUUUGUGCUCACGAACUUUACGCUUUUAUUGUUGGUAAGUUGGUUUUUGAUUUGGAUUUUGGGGGGGUUAGGUCGUUAUUGAAUUUUUGUUUUAAGCUGGUAUUGAAAUCUUGUUUUUGAGUGAUUUUUUUGACUAUAUUAUGUUGUUCAAUUAAUUCUGUGCUCCCUCUGAACGCAAACUUUUUGGGUUAAGGAGCACAGAAUUAUUUGAACAACAAAAUAAAAUGGCCUAAUUUUUAAAAAAUUUCUCUUUUUUGAAAAAAAAAGUUAACAGGGGGGGGGGAACAAGUUCAAUUUUUCAAAAACAAUUUUUUUUUAUUCACUUUUUUAUUCUCUAAUAGUAAUCUCUAUCACAAUUCGGACUCGAUCAUAACUUUUUUUACUGAGCUAAGCCUAUCUAUUAGGUCCCGACACAAAGAACCCGCCAUUCUCGACAGGAAAUUACAGGAAAAGUAUGGCGGGUUCUUUAUAUCGACGUCAAAUAAUUUUCAUAUAUCUUUAUUGGGUUUUUCAAAUAAUUAUGUGCUCCUUAACUCCGAAAAACCUACAUAAGCACGUUAUUAUAAAACCCUCUUUUCAGAUGAAGAACCCUACAUUCUAUACCAACAUCUUCGAUCUUGCGUCUUCCCCCACCUGACUCGAGAGUAUGUUGACAAAGAGUUUGCCGAAGUCGGGAUCAGCCCAAUGAGACCAACCAAAGAUAUGAUGCGCGAAAUGGCCGAACAUGGUGCAUAUCCGAAGGACAGUCCAGAACAACCGUCACUGCUAACGAUUGGCAACGCUUUCUUUGUCGUCGGUCACUUCUGGGCCAACGGUGUGAGACCAUUGCUUGGAAUCGGCGAGACUGAUCUCAAAAUGGACCCAUUCUUGGUGAAGGCGUUGGAGAGGGAAAGGAUUGUGGUGGGUUUUUAAAAAUGUUUUUGAAUAUUGGGGUAGGUUUCUAUGGUUUUUGAGGGGUGGAGGAGAUUUUGAGGUGUUUAUCAGGGACGUAGCUACAAGUUUUUUCUGGGAGGGGGUGGGGUGGAAGCCUAAAAAAAUUGUAUGGUUUACAUAUAACUAGCUCUAAUUGUCGAUUUUUCAAAUGUAUGGAAGGGGCGGGGUGAAAUUAUUAACUUCUAGCUAUUUCUUAGUCAAUAUCACUCUUUUCUUUCCUUGUCUAGUCUAGCGAUUCUCUUAACUCUGCCUUAGCCCUAAGGCAAUGAUGCUUCUAAAAUGCCUGACGGAUCUAUCUCUAUUUACUCUCUUCCUUCCUUUCUCUCUUUAUAUAGACUUCCUUCUCUAUAUUACCUUUCUCUGUUCUACCCUACUUUAGACUUUGCCUUACAUUGUCAGCAGGGGCGUCGCUACGGAUUUUUUCUUGGGGAGGGGGGUGGAGACCCAAAAAAAUUUUUUUUUUGUUUUUUUACGUACAGGUAUUUACCUGUGGAAUUUUUUUCGGAUCGGCUCUGGGGGGGGGGUGGAUCAUCCCUCCCCCCCCUAGCGACGCCCCUGAUUGUUAGCUCUAGACAUGAGAAACGGCGCGGCCCGUUUUUACGUAAAAAAUUGGGCCAGGUCUGUUCCUCAUGUCUACCUAGCCCUAAGAUAAGCAAUGAUUAAAAAUGUCUGGUGGAUACACCUUUAUUAACUUCUUCCUCCUCUUUAGUGAUGGUUCUGCUGGGGUUCAUUUUAUGAUAUUUAAGGAUUGGGGGUUCAUUUAUUUGAUCUUUUUUUAAAUAUUUUUGGACUAUGGUUGUUUUUGAAGAUAGGGCAGGUUUUUAUUUUUUUUUGGUAGGGUAGAUUUUCUAAUUUUUUUGAAAUUAUUUGUAUUUUUUUAAAUUUAGUUAGGGGGUGGAUUUUAGAUUUUUUUUAUGUUUGCGGUACAUUUUUUAUUUUUUUAGUUGUUUAGGGUAGAUUUUUAAACAUUUUUUAAAUUUUUUAGGUAUCUUUUUCAAUUUUUGCUAUUAUAUUUCAGAUAACCUGCGACGGAGGCGGCGAGACCGAAGGCGACUACUACCCAUCCCUACUCGGCGACAAUUGUAUCGUGUGCCGAGAAUGUCACGUCUUUACGAAUCCACGCCAAUUCUGUUUCCAUACUCACCACUUCAAGGAGUACAUCUUUACCGGCUGUCGUUGGGGCGCCAUAACUGAUGACAAUUAUCGAUCCAUGUACGAAGACAGACAAUUCCCAACUUCAACACAGGACUUUAUCUACAAUGCGAUUCUUGAGAAAAUGAAGAAUGAUGCCGAUUACACGCGGGAGUGGUGCUACUUUCGGGAUCAUCAAAACUCGUCGCUGGAUUCUAUGCGAAAGCUGAUUGAUAAGUAUCCAGCCACUGAUGUAAGGUUUUUUUAUGUAUCGCUAGGGGUUGUAGAGGGCGGGGGUGGGAAGAGGAGGGGAGGGAAGGGUUAUUUGAAUUUGCUGGUGUUUUUAGAGAUGGGAAUUGUAUUCUAUGGUUUUUUUAUGAAAUUUGAAGGGGCGGGGUAAUUUAAUUUUUUAAGACGGGGAGGGCAGGGGUGGCAAAAUUUUUAAAAAAGUUUUUUAUUUUUGGGAGAGGAACAAAAUUUUUUUUUAAAUUUAGAAGUUUGGUUUUAAGAAACCUUUCAUUUUUUUUGCAAGGCGGGGUAAAAAAAUUUUUUUGUAAACUUUUUUUUUUAUUUUUUGAGGGCGGGGGAGAAGUGGCAAAUUUUUUUUAUUGUGGCAUGAUUUUCUUAGUUUUGUGAUUUUGUCUUCUUUAUCCUAAAGUAAAAUGUAAAUUUUCACGACAGCUAAUCUCAAACAUGAUUUUUACAUUUUUUUUUUUAAAUUUAGGUGUGCCACCUUCUCGAAUGCGUCCUAUCUCUGAAAAGUCCGAAAAUCAUAUCACCAUGUAAACCGGACGAACCAGCCACUUGCAAGCUAUCGGACGAUGAGCUACAUCAACUCCAAAGACUAGUCUCAUACAUGUGCGGUGGCCCAACAACUUCCGGCGAGCCGGCUCGUCAAAACUUGAAUGUCUACGAGCCAACUCCACAGAACAUUUUGCUUCUGGAACAGCUGAUUCAGAAGAAUCAGUACAAGGAUUUCCAUCAGCAUGACGUCUUCAACCGAAUUCGAAAGGAUGUUGCUAUGUAUGGCUCAUUGAACAAUGCGUUUACUGCCGGUCCAGGUACCAUGGUGAAUAUGGCUAGGCAAGAUGAGGUAAUUAAGAUUGGUGACGAAGAAGAAGGUAGUGCUGAGAAGGCUGGUGGUCAAGGUACUUCUGGGGACGUUGGGAACGUAGCUGGUCAAGGACGAGGUCAGGCAAACAAUGAUCGUCAAGGUAGCUCAGCAAGUGCGGCAGGUCAAGGAUCAUCGAGCAAUAUAGCUGGUCAAGGUGGAGUGGUAAAUGUAGCAGCUCAAGGUUUAUCGAGCAGUCAAGUCGGACAAGCACAGAUGGCUUCAGGGAAUGUAGCUGGGCAAGGUCUACAAUCGAAUCAAGCAGCUCAAGGUCAAGCUCAUCAACUGAGUCAAGCUGGUCAAAGUCAAGCUUUUCAAAUCAACCAAGGAACUCAAGCUCCACUAAUGAACCAACCAGUCCAAAACACGACGUUGAAUCUACCCUACCUACCCGGUCAAAACCAACUGGCGUCUGGGAACAGUCAAGACAAUGUUCAAGCUUCUACCCACCAGUCACGAAAGAGAAGUCUACCAAGAAGGCCCGAAGCCGAUCAACCACCCAAAAUUAGGUUUCGGAACCUUUUUUAUCAACAAAACGAAGCUGCUGGACCUUCAACUAGUCAAGGUCCAGUAGGGAAAGACGGAGCUGAACAGAGUGAGUGACUUGGUGAAGUGGUAGAUAGCUACUUGGAAAUGAGACAAUAAUGGUGAUAUGGGCUUCAGCAUGUUAGGUAUUGAGUUUUUGAAAUGUUUGAAAGGUGUGGAUGGUGUGGGGGGGGGGGUUUGGGGGGACAGUAUGAGGGUCCGGGUAGAGGAAGAUGACUUAUAGUACAGUGUAAUAGAAGAGGGUAGGGUAUGGUAUGGUAGAGCAAGGUAGACCAGAAUAAGGUGGGAGAGGGUAAGGUAAAGGAGAGUAAUGUAGGGUAAUGAUAAUGUGAGGUAAAUUACGGUAGUUCUUUGUAAGGUAAAUGAGAUUACAGUAAAUUGAUUACGGUGUAAUAUAGUAAAAACUGUAUAAGUUAUCCUGAAAUAAAGUUUGUUAUGGUAGAGAAGCGUACGAUUAAAGAUAGUAUUAGGUUGGACCAAAAGUAGCGGGACACUUUACUUAUUUUUUAAAAUGUGUCCUUUACUUUUGGUUCAUCCUAAUAUAAGGUAGGCAAGGGCGAUAGGAUACGAGGGACAGUUCAUAGAAGGCUGGAGCAUUGAACGAUAAGGUACUAUAGGCUUGAUUUGUGUAUUUUAGUCCAGUUUAGGGUAGAGUUGUGAAUUUUCGUUCAGAGUAUGUUAGAGUUGGGUAGAAUAAGAUGGUCAUUAGUGAUAGUGUAGGGUAGGACAAGGUCUAUAUAAUACACAUUAUAAAGCUUUAUCAAUGAAAAACUAACCUCAUUUUUUCAGGAUUCAAUUCUUCUUUUCCAAAAAGAAACGACAACUCGAUACAAGGCUUCCAUUCAACACCAACCUCACGCAAGUCUUCAUCAUCAACCCAACCAGAUAAUCCAACACGAAAACACUCAGCUCCAGACGGAUACAUUGGUCAACCACCGGCCAAAACGUUAGCUCCAAGCAAACCGUCAGUUAGUCUCCGAGACCUUCAACGAAUUCUAACUAGAGGUGAUACGUCAGUUCAUGAUGCUGUCUCUGGAUCUUAUGACAGUGUUUUCAAUUCAUGUUCUAAUGUACCGUCAUCUAGUGGAUUAUCAGCUAGUGGAUCAUUAGGCAAUGUACCAUCGUCUAGUGGGUUAUCAGUAAAUGAAUCAUUAUCUAAUGUACCAUCGUCUAGUGGGUUAUCAGUAAAUGAAUCAUUAUCUAAUGCACCAUCGUCUAGUGGCUUAUCAUUAAAUGAACCAUCAUCUAGUGGAUAUUCAACUAGUGGAUCAGUAGGCAACGUACCAGAAGCUAGUGGAUCUUCAGCUAAUGUAACAUCAUCUAGUGAAGCCCAGAAUCCAACUUCAAGAGCUGCAGCAACGAGCGCUCAAGGUCAAGCGACGAGAGUACCAUUCACGACACAACAGUUGCAGGAGGCUGUACUUCACGCUACGUGGCCAAGAGAUCUGAGGCAGAAUUCUGAAUCAACGACUUCUGGACUUCAGAAUAUAGAAUCAUCAAAUUCUGGACAUCAGAAUCUAGAAUCAGCAAUCUCUGGUCAACACAAUCCUGAAUCAUCAACUUCAGGACUUCAGAAUUGGAGACCAUCAACUGCAGGACUUCUGAAUACACCUACGAAGACCUUAGGACAACUGAAUUUUGGACUUCAGAACACUGAUUCACCAUCUUUUGGGUUCCGUAACUUGAACUUGUCAGAGAGGUCGAAUGAUAGUGACUUGUCAGAGACGCCGAAUGAUAAUAACUUGCCAGCUAGUUUGAAUGAGAAUUACUUAUCAAAGAUGAAUGCGCUUCAGAAUUUUGUCGAAUCAGCCGAGCGUCUUGAGGAAUUUGCUAUUGAAGCCGGGAACUUUGAGCAAGCAACUUCUGGAGCCGAAAAUUUGGAGCAAUUGACUUGUGGAGCAGAAAAUCUUGAGCAAGCGACUUCUGGGGCCCAAAAGUUUGGGCAAUCUACCUCCGAAGCUCAGAAUUUUCAACGAUCAAUGACUCGAACUCAGAACCGGGGUGAAGCAACAACUGGUGAACCCCAGAAUCUUGUCAAAUCGACAUCUGAAGCUCUGUGUCAUGGAGAAUCAACGUAUGAAGAUAAACUUCCUGGAGCAUUAGCUUACGAGGAUCUGACUCCUGGACCAUCGAGAUCUGGAGUUCACAGGCUUGGACCAUCAACUUGUGGAGAGCUAAAUCCUGGACCAUCGACAUCUGGAGGUCAGAAUUUUGGAGCAUUAACUUUUGAAGCUCAGAAUCCUGGUCCUUCUACAUCUCGAGCUCAGAAUCCUGGACCGUCAACGUCUGGAGCUCAGAAUCCUGGCCCAUCCACAUCUGGAUCUCAGAAUCCUGGACCGUCGACAUCUGGAGCCCAGAAUCCUGGUCCAUCCACAUCUGGAGCUCAGAAUCCUGCACAACUCUACGCACAACAGGAUCGAAGUUCGUCGCCGAUUGAAAGGCUAUGGAUGAUAAUGGUGGUUGCGUUGUGGAUGAACGAAUACAAUCCAUCUACUACUCUUAUGAAUGUAGAAGAGGAUUCAGAAGCUUCAAAUGAAGACUUUCACAGAGCUCGCCGCCUUGCAUCAGGCCCGUUCAACAGGUCGGGUGGUUCAGAAGCCGGCAACCGACUCCACCUAAGUCAGCCGAUUCAGAGCCACUACCAACACCGACAGCUGCCACCCCUUGGCCGAUUUGCAAUGUCAGCCGGCUCGACAAACCUCAUGACCGGCAACUUUGCUCCAUCGAACUCGAGGAAUUCGACUUCAGGACAAGCGAUUCAGAGUCCUGCGCGACCGAAGCCGGAAGAAUUGAAGGCUGUAAUGAAGAAGUUAAGGAAGAAUGAAUUGAAACGGAAGCUUCAAGGAGCUGGCUUGGAUUGGUGGAAUCAGGCUUUUAUUCGGGCUCUGAAUCGAAGGCAGAAUCAGAAUUCGCACCGGAAUCGGAAUGCGCUGGAGAAUCAGGAUCCAGAGAAUCAGGAUUUGCGAGAGACUCAGAAUCCGCAAGAAAAUCAGAAUCCGCAAGAGAAUCAGAAUCCGCGAACGAAUCGCAAGCAAGAUUCAACCGGGAACGGGCCACCAAAAAACCUUGGCCAGAAAAGAAUCCAGGAAAUAAUUUACCUUCACAAGAGAUGGGCUGACGCUUUCCUCACCGACGUGCUCAAUAGGAUGGAUAAACCGAAGGCUACGGAAUUUGUGUUCAGGAUGCGACAGAUUGCGGCUCAGUAUCCAGAAGGAAAUUAUAAUGCAAUCUGGAACUUGCUACUGAGUCAGGAUGGUGCCGUGGAUUUGCUGCGACGUUACUAUCCAAACAGUCGGUCUUUGCCCGAGAAUCGGAGGCGACUACAGAAUCUGAAUUCGACACAGAAUCAGAAUUUGCUUCAGAAUCAGCUGCAGAACCAGAAUGGGCCACAGAAUCAGAAUCAGCCACGGAAUCAGAAUCAGCUACAGAGCCAGAAUGGGCCACAGAAUCAGAAUUUGCAUCAGAAUCAGUUACAGAACCAGAAUCAGCCACAGAAUCAGAAUCAGUCACAGAAUCUGCUUCAGAAGCAUAAUCGGCAACAGGGUCAGAAUCAGCUACAGAACCAGAAUUUGCCACAGGAGCAGAAUCAGACACAGAAUCAGCUACAAAACAAGAAUCGGCCACAGUAUCAGAAUUUGUCACAGGAGCAGAAUCAAUCACAGAAUCAGCUACAGAACCAGAAUUGGCUACAGAAUCGGCUUCAGAAUCAGCUACAGAAUCAGAAUUGGCAACAGAAUCAGCUACAAAAUCCAAACCUGCCAGUCAAUUGGCUUCAGAAUCCGGCUUCGGUUAUGAUGAUGCCUCAGUAUUUGUAUCCACUUUCAAACCCAGCCUUCGCGGCCAAUGCUGCACAUAUUCAACAAGAAAUGGCCUUAUUAUCGAUGCAAUGGCAACUCCGGAAUCAGCACUACCUGAACCGAUAUUGGGAAAUGUAUGUUGAGCUUCAGAAUUUGGAUACUGGUGGUCAGGAACAGAAUAUGAGCGUUGAUGGUCAGAAUAUGAAUACUGGUGGUCAGAAUGUGAAUAUUGGUAGUCAGGGUCAGAAUAUGAGCGUUGGCGAUCAGAAUGUGAACGAUGGUGAUCAGAAUAUGAAUAUUGAUGAUCAAAACCCGAACGAUGAUGAUCAGAGUUUGAUCAACGUCGAUCAGAAUCUAAGUGAUGAAGGUCCGAGUCUGAACGUAGAAAAUCAGAAUCCUAACGACGGUGGUCAGGGUGUGAACGACAAGGGUGGGAACAAUGGGAACGAUGGUGGUCAGAAUGGGAACGACGGUGGUCAGAAUUGGAACGAUGGUGGUCAGAAUCCGUGA
Messenger RNA from Bursaphelenchus okinawaensis, 12939 nucleotides. The record is from the annotation of a GenBank genome assembly. NCBI's taxonomy places the organism in Eukaryota, Metazoa, Nematoda, Chromadorea, Rhabditida, Aphelenchoididae.